AUGGUUGCCGCCUUCGUCGCCGCCCUGCCGCUCACCUCCGGCCCGAAACUCUCCACCCCAGUAUGCCGCCGCUCCAUGGGCACGCCCUUGCUGCCCAGGCCCGCCGCUAGCCGCCGCGCGGCCCUGCACCAAUGGAUGAUGAAGAUCGGCAUCUUCUUCUCCACCUCCACCGGCAACACUACCGAGGUUGCAGAUUUCAUUGGGAAAACCCUCGGCGCCAAAGCCGAUGCACCUAUCGAUGUCGACGACGUCACGGACCCGCAGGCCCUCAAAGAUUAUGACCUGCUCUUCCUCGGCGCUCCCACCUGGAACACCGGCGCGGACACCGAGCGCUCGGGCACCUCUUGGGAUGAGUUUCUCUAUGAUAAACUCCCUGAAGUUGACAUGAAGGAUCUGCCAGUCGCCAUCUUCGGCCUGGGCGAUGCCGAAGGUUACCCGGACAACUUCUGUGACGCCAUCGAAGAGAUCCACGACUGCUUUGCCAAGCAGGGCGCCAAGCCCGUCGGAUUUUCAAAUCCGGACGACUAUGAUUAUGAAGAGAGCAAGAGCGUCAGGGACGGCAAGUUCCUGGGGCUCCCCUUAGAUAUGGUCAACGACCAAAUUCCCAUGGAGAAGAGGGUCGCUGGUUGGGUUGAGGCCGUCGUUUCUGAGACCGGUGUGUAGGCGCCAUCGUCAAAAUCUUGGCCCCCCUGCCUACUCCUUGUAGUGCUGGCCUUAGUCGUCCGUAGAGUUUCUAAACUGCCGCCGUUUUUUUUUUU
Messenger RNA from Chondrus crispus (carragheen), 758 nucleotides. RefSeq names its product Flavodoxin. The transcript has 3 exons. Gene Ontology annotation, molecular function: FMN binding; electron transfer activity. The record is from RefSeq and is a predicted model, not a curated record. The coding region runs from base 139 to 663 and encodes 174 amino acids. NCBI's taxonomy places the organism in Eukaryota, Rhodophyta, Florideophyceae, Gigartinales, Gigartinaceae.